This is a messenger RNA of Anopheles darlingi, 1528 nucleotides long. RefSeq lists its product as uncharacterized. The record is from RefSeq and is a predicted model, not a curated record. The transcript is spliced from 2 exons. Lineage: Eukaryota; Metazoa; Arthropoda; Insecta; Diptera; Culicidae. The coding region runs from base 90 to 1286 and encodes 398 amino acids.
GAGCGUCUUCUUGGUGGUUUUGAAAUAAUAGCGAAAGCGAGUGAAAAAUAGGUUUUUAGAAGCUCCUCUGAUGAAUUGGACGGUUUAAUAUGUUUCUGGUAGUGGAAACAGUAAACGAUAAGGGUGAAAAGGAAUGGAAGGUAGCACCCAAACGAUGGGUGUGCACUACGAAGAACACCCGGCGAACAGUUCUGUUCUGGCCACAUGAAAUCAGUUCUGAGCGGCAAAAGCAGCUAGCUAGAGCUGGUUCUUCGAGGCCUAUGAAAAGUUGGAGCCGGAAGGAAUGUAUCAUAAAGCAAUAUUGUCUCUCUUUCGAUGCUGCAAACGCUGCAAUGAAAGUACUAUACUCCAAACGUUUGCCAAAGAAUACAUCCAUCUCACUACACAGCGAUCCAUUAAGUCAACAGAAUAUGAAUUCGACCGUAAAAAUAAACAACAUAGAAGAAAAUAGAAACGUGGAAGACGUUGUUGUUAAACUUGGACCAGCACCGGUCACUCAAGCCUUCCAGGAAGAUGAAGCAUUAAUGCUGGCACAAAUCAAAUCAAUGUUAGAAUCUUUAAUGACCAGGCAUAAUCGCAUCGAGGAACAAAACGCACGUAUCCAGAGGCAAAAUGCUGAAAUUAAGGAGCAAAAUGUUCGCAUUGAACAACAAAAGGCUGAACUAAUGAAAAAACUAUGUUCAAUGCAGAAAAGGUUUGCCAACCUCAAUUCUCAACAGUUUGAUUUGAUAGAUGAUACUAUGGAUAAGUCGAAUUUUACAUUCAAUCGUGUGGAAACCGUUGAGCAGAUGAUCGAUCUAGAGAAUAACCUGAAAGAUGAUAAUUUCCGAUCUGAACUGGUAUCAUGGUUGUCGUUCUAUGUAACAGGAAUGGAUCCUGCCAAAAGGAUGGGACACUGCCUGGACUUUUUGUUUUCACUGGAGAUGCAAGCAAAAUGCCUUUGGUCCGGUAUAAGUCAAGAUGGAAAAGAAGCAAUCGCCAUAAGAAACAGGCAGAAUAUACUGGAACUAUUCAAAACGAUUGGAACAACGCCUUGGGGAAUGGUGAACAAACAGGAUCUUGCCUUGUUUUUCCGGAAUAAACUGAAACGUGCCAGGCAACGUUUAUCGACACCUAGUAAACGCAUGGAAGGCAAUCAAACAAUCAAUGAGUUAGAUGAUUCGGAACAAUUGUUUGAAAACCAAACGAUAAACAAUGUCGAUUCAUCAAAUACUGACUCACACAUCUAUACGGACUCAAUGGAGGGCGAAUCGGACACAUUAUUUGAAGUAGAAAUUUUACAUUAACACAGCCAGAUAUAUUCGUUUCAUGAUGCAUGUAAUAAGCAGUGUGGAUUGGAGCCACGAAGGUUAAAUAAAUUUGUUAGAUUCGUUACAUACAAAGAAAAAAGCCUUUGGUAGCGUACACAAAGACACUCCUAUUUGUACUAUUUUGAGUGCUAGGGCCCCUACCUUAAACAUACUAGAGUAAGGUGGGGCAAAAGUUCGGGAUUAGUGGAUUUUUAUUUUAAUAAAAUAAAUGAAAUAAA